AUGACCUGUGGAUUCGGCGGCCGCGCCUUCAGCUGCGCCUCGGCCUGCGGGCCCCGGCCCGGCCGCUGCUGCAUCACCGCCGCCCCCUACCGCGGCGUCUCCUGCUACCGCGGCCUCCCCGGGGGCUUCGGCAGCCGCAGCAUCUGCGGGGGCUUCCGCUCCGGCUCCUGCGGACGCACCUUCGGCUACCGCGCCGGCGGCGUGUGCGGGCCCGUCCCGCCCUGCAUCACCAGCGUGUCGGUCAACGAGAGCCUGCUGACGCCCCUCAACCUGGAGAUCGACCCCAACGCGCAGUGCGUGAAGCACGAGGAGAAGGAGCAGAUCAAGUGCCUCAACAGCAGGUUCGCGGCCUUCAUCGACAAGGUGCGCUUCCUGGAGCAACAGAACAAGCUGCUGGAGACCAAGUGGCAGUUCUACCAGAACCAGCGCUGCUGCGAGAGCAACCUGGAGCCCCUGUUCAACGGCUACAUCGAGACGCUGAGGCGGGAGGCCGAGUGCGUGGAGGCCGACAGCGGGCGGCUGGCCUCAGAGCUCAACCACGUGCAGGACGUGCUGGAGGGCUACAAGAAGAAGUACGAGGAGGAGGUGACUCUGAGGGCUACAGCUGAGAAUGAAUUUGUGGCUCUGAAGAAGGAGGUGGACUGCGCUUACCUCCGCAAGUCAGACCUGGAGGCCAACUCUGAGGCCCUGACCCAGGAGAUCGACUUCCUGCGGCAACUGUACGAGGAGGAGAUCCGGGUCCUCCACGCCCACAUCUCAGACACCUCCGUGGUGGUCAAGAUGGACAACAGCCGGGACCUGAACAUGGACUGUGUCAUCGCCGAGAUCAAGGCUCAGUAUGACGACAUCGCCAGCCGCAGCCGGGCCGAGGCCGAGUCCUGGUACCGCAGCAAGUGCGAGGAGAUAAAGGCCACAGUGAUCCGGCACGGGGAGACCCUGCGCCGCACCAAGGAGGAGAUCAACGAGCUGAACCGCAUGAUCCAGAGGCUGACUGCUGAGGUGGAGAAUGCCAAGUGCCAGUGCCUGAAGCUGGAGGAGAACAUCAAGGUGGCCAAGGAUCAAGGGGAGCUGGCCUUCCGAGAUGCCCAGAGCAAACUGGCCGAGCUGGAGGCCGCCCUGCUUCGGGCCAAGCAGGACAUGGCGAGGCAGCUGCGCGAGUACCAGGAGCUCAUGAACACCAAGCUGGCCCUGGACAUCGAGAUCGCCACCUACAGCAAGCUGGUGGAGGGCGAGGAGAGCCGGAUGGAGCUGCCCUCGGCCACCGUGGUCAGUGCUGUGCAGUCCCGAUGCAGAGCCCCUUCCUCCAGGUCAGGCCUCUCCAAGGCCCCCUCCCGGAAGAAUACCACCAAAGGCCACGUGAUCAAGAUCACCGAAAUGUCAGAGCAGUUCCUCUCCCAGGAGUCGGAAGCCUCAGAGUAAGGAGCCCCAGGUCACUCCCACUGUAGCAGGAGAGACUGAAGCUAGACUCCAGGAAGCAGCUCGGAGCCUCUGCAUUGGAAGGGGAGGAGUGGGUACCUGGAAUGGUGGGAGGACAUGUCCCCAGAUCAGCUCCACAUCAACACUUGUUUCACCCUUCUGGUCAGAGGCUUUCUAGCCUGGUUGGC
Molecule: messenger RNA, 1604 nt
Organism: Echinops telfairi (small Madagascar hedgehog)
Lineage: Eukaryota; Metazoa; Chordata; Mammalia; Afrosoricida; Tenrecidae
Product: keratin, type II cytoskeletal 80
Exons: 9
Coding region: 1-1419 (472 amino acids)
Biological process (GO): keratinization; intermediate filament organization
Cellular component (GO): keratin filament
Molecular function (GO): structural constituent of skin epidermis
Source: RefSeq, a predicted model, not a curated record